This is a messenger RNA of Fomitiporia mediterranea MF3/22, 1173 nucleotides long. RefSeq lists its product as uncharacterized. Gene Ontology annotation, molecular function: flavin adenine dinucleotide binding; oxidoreductase activity, acting on CH-OH group of donors. Gene Ontology annotation, biological process: secondary metabolite biosynthetic process. Bases 1 to 1173 code for a protein of 390 amino acids. The transcript has 8 exons. Lineage: Eukaryota; Fungi; Basidiomycota; Agaricomycetes; Hymenochaetales; Hymenochaetaceae. The record is from RefSeq and is a predicted model, not a curated record.
AUGAAUACGACGCGUUCGCGAAGCUUCCUCAGUGACGAGGAUGCAGGCAUGGAAUGGAAUUUUGAUUCACUGUUCCGGUUUAUGAAGAAGUCCAGAGGCUUCACUGGACCGGACGAAGAGCAGCGCGCAAAGGGUGCAAACGAUAUUGAUGCUUACCACGGUUUCUUCGGACCUGUUCAAGUUGCUUUCUCACAAGGAAUGUUCAGCGGCCCUGCAUUUAUUGAUGAUGUCCGCAACAUAAUCGGAAUCGCACGAUGCCAAGACAUGAAUGGUGGUAACUCAAAUUGUGUAGAUUAUAGUCCUAAUUCGAUAAACCCGAAAGACCACGAUCAUCGUUCAUCGUCCGCAAUGGGUAGUUCUUUCCGGAUGCGCACCGGACGCCGAACGGGGGUGAUUCUAGCCGCAGGUGCAAUUGCCUCCCCUCAAUUGCUUCAGCUGUCCGGAAUUGGUGACCCAUCUGUCUUCGAUCCACUUCGGAUUGAUCCUUCUUUCGGCGCAGACGGCACAGGGCCCGAGUUUACAAUUGCGUUCUUGAAUAUUCAUGAGCUCUUCUCUGAAGGUAUGAUCUCUGUUAGAGCAAUACCCGUCAUGGGCAAAAGUCAGGCAGCUAAUGGGUUGGAUGCUGAGGCGCUUACCACAAUAUUUGCUCCUGUUUAUGAACUUCCUUUGUCAUUGGAGACUCCGGGUAACUCAACAUUUACCCGUCUAUUCACCCGUGGAAACAUCGUCAUUACGGAUACAAGUGUAUUCACAAAGCCGAAAGUGACGCUUAACUAUUUCAAUGUCGAAGACCUCGCCGUGCAGAUAGCAGGCUCCCGACUCACCCGAAAGGAUCUUAAUCACACAGCAUUCGAACCCAUCUCAUCUGGAGGAAACGAUCCUGGAACCGAUGUUGUUCCUGACGAUGGAAAUGGCGGUGCAGACGAUGCAUGGCAUUCGUGGAUUCACGAUGAAUUCGGGGCAGUAUUCCAUAUGAUCGGUUCUGCGGCGAUGAUGCGACAUGAUCUGGGUGGAGUCGUGGAUGGAAAGCUUCGCGUCUAUGAUACGAUGAACCUACGUGUCGUCGAUGCAAGUAUACUUCCUCCCCACAUUAGUGCCCAUCCAAGUGAGACGCUUUAUGGUGUUGCAGAGAAAGCAGUGGACAUCAUCAAAUCUGGCGUGUCACUGAUGUGA